AUGCUCUGUCGGCUCGGCCCUAUUGGGCGGGCCUUCGCUGUGUCCACACUUAAUCAAGAGACUUUUUUAAAGUACUCUACUAAUGUUGGUGAUGCUACUGAGGAAGAGAUGAAUGCUCUGGAAUUCACCUCUUCCUAUACUCUGGACGACUUAGGAAAUAUAUGGCUCGUUAGUGAAGAAUUACAGCUGACAUCGUCGGUGACGAGCACUACGUCUUUAACGCCACGUAUUUCGACGAGCGCCUUAAGCAAAUUCGUACGGACCCUGAACUUCUUCGGCAAGCGCAUACAGGCGAGAACCUAUAUACGAAGCGGACCUAGCAGAUGCUAA
Akanthomyces muscarius is the source of this 330-nucleotide messenger RNA. RefSeq lists its product as uncharacterized. The transcript is spliced from 5 exons. The coding region runs from base 1 to 330 and encodes 109 amino acids. The record is from RefSeq and is a predicted model, not a curated record. Lineage: Eukaryota; Fungi; Ascomycota; Sordariomycetes; Hypocreales; Cordycipitaceae.